Messenger RNA from Ctenopharyngodon idella (grass carp), 3785 nucleotides. It is a transcript of the gene cdca4, whose product is annotated as cell division cycle associated 4. Gene Ontology annotation, cellular component: nucleus. The transcript is spliced from 5 exons. The record is from RefSeq and is a predicted model, not a curated record. NCBI's taxonomy places the organism in Eukaryota, Metazoa, Chordata, Actinopteri, Cypriniformes, Xenocyprididae. Gene Ontology annotation, molecular function: transcription regulator activity. The coding region runs from base 1558 to 2424 and encodes 288 amino acids.
UUGAAGUUGGGGCCCAUGGGUAGAAUCACAGACGCUUUUGUUCGGGGCUCCCCGUUCCUGCGAUGGCCUGCUGUCGAUCAAGAUGCAAGCGUCCGCCCCCAUCGGCCCUUUCACUGCUGCAGCUGGCUGCCUCUUGCUGCUUGCCGUAUGCUCACUGCAAUCUGUGCUGGAGAGGCCGAAGGAGCAGCAGCUCCAGUAUUAAACCAGGCCUACGAAACGCUUAUGACGCUCGCCACCAAAAAACACAAAUAUCACGAGUUGAAGAUGCUGUUUGGGUUGGCCGUAAACGAGGCGAAGUUGACUAGCCAGCGGACCCGUUUGAAAAAUCAAAAUGGCUUCCAUCUUUGUCGUCUCAGCAGAGAGGUUUAUACCUUUGUUUCCCCGUCUCGCAUGUCAGGGAGUCUUAGCGCACUUUUGACCACGUCAGUGCGGUGGGGGAGGGGAAGUGAGUCUGUCUGGGUGGAGCCUGUAUGAUACGUUCACUGUGGAUGAAUUACCCAUUGCCCCCUUCGCUGUAAGUCUUAUGUAGUUUAGACUCCAGCUACUGGAAGGAUUGUAUAUUGAUUUUUAAAAUAUAUAUAUUUCUUUUGUUUAAUUUUGUGUCAAAACUUGCCAUGUAGAAUACCUUAACUCUCAUACUUAAGGGCACAUGGAGAUCUCCUGAAAAUCUUACUAGAUAUAGAGUGCCGCAGGGAUAACACAUUUUUGUAGGCCAGCCCAGAAGUUAGCAUCACCCUGGUUCCCUUGAAAAAGAAAAGUAAGAUUUUUCCAUUGACAUUUGGAUAAUUGCAGAAAAUAAGCUCAGAACAAAUGUUAAUGAUUCUCACCUGUUUUGUUCAUCAUAAUCAUCACAAAUGAAAACAACUUUUAUGAAUUUUGAUGCCUGAAUGCAAUUGACAGAAGUAAAAAGCUAAAGUUAGACUAUUACAAACUUAUACCAUGCAUGCUUGACUUCAAUGUCAACAUCACUGAGUUUCUGACAAAUCUUUUAUUCUUUAAAAUCUACAAUUUGGAAAGUUUGAGUUAAAAUAGUUUGCAAGAGCAUGAGUCUAAAUACAAUGAGGCUGUAAAAGCAGUAGAUGAGUUUUCCUGUUCGAUGUGAUGAUGUUUAAUAUCCUCUGUAGACCCAUUUAGCCACAAAGCAUAACAUUCAUGAGUGGAGUAUUACUGAUGUAUUUUAAUGUCAUAGAAUAAUACAUGAAUGAAAAUAUCUUGAGCUUUUGUUAACCAGACUUUAUUUUUUAGGCAUUUAUCCAAAAACCUAUUGACUUCGGGAUGAUGGAACUAGAAGUUUAAAAAAAUUGUUUCUGGGUUUUAGGACUCAUUCCUGCAGCACUCUAUUAUAAACAGAAUACAGUGCUGGUGUACGAAAUGUUGGUUGUAGUUUUAGUUGCAGCGGAUGUGUGUCAGCUUGCACUCUGGUCUUUUUUUCAACAGUGCUGGGAUGUCACCCAUGCUUCAGGCUCCUGUAACCCUGGUUGGCUGGCCACGGAGACAGGGAGUCCUCGUCUCAGUACUGUGGCUCUCCACAUUAGACUUUCUGUUUGGGGCUAAAACAUGUUCUCCAAGGGCACUAAGCGUAAAUUUUCCGAUGGUGGUGAAGAGAUAUCCGACGAAGGCCUGGUAGGUGCCAGGGUGGCAUCCUCAUACAGCUUGCAACGGCAGUCGCUGCUGGACAUGUCCCUCAUUAAGCUGCAGUUAUGCCACAUGCUGGUGGAGCCCAACCUCUGCCGCUCGGUUCUCAUUGCCAACACGGUCAGGCAGAUUCAGGAGGAGAUGACCCACGAUGGCAGCUGGCAUAUGGUCACCGAAGCAUUCUGUGGUGCAGGCCAGAGCCCCUCUGAGCGUUUGGUGGCCACUGAGGUCCUUUGCAGGUCACGGGAGCAGGAUGCAGAACCUAAGCUCUUUUCCGUCAUCAGCUACGAAGGUUGCCGUGAAGAGGAGGUGGUAGCUGAUGAGACACUGUGCUCCGUUUCAGUUAGCGAUACUGUUUCUAAUGUGUGCCUGGCAGGCCGUAUAGGCCAGUGCUGGGAGAAGAAUGAGCUCAGUGGCGUAGAGAGGGACGAAGAGGCCCUUGAAGACUCUAGACUUGGUUCAGGAGAAGAUGAGGAGAUAGACACAGAGGAUGAGGCUUCCACUGAGGGUCCAAAGACCAUUGGACAAGUUUUUGGGACAUUUGAAAUAAAAAACGGUUCACCGGGUCCAGACUCUGCUCUUGAGGAGCUAUUUUCAGAUGUGGACACCUCCUACUAUGAUCUGGACACCAUGCUGACCGGUAUGCAGAGUGCACCCAAGAUGGGGCCUUAUGACCUCCUUGAUAGCUUGGGACCUUCACACGGUUCCCCUUCCAUAGUGUCCACACCAAACUGUCGUUCUGAUCUCAAUGAACUGGAUCACAUCAUGGAAAUCAUUGUGGGUUCUUAGGUUAGACCUUAUUCAGAGACUUACACGCUUGUCUUAAUGUUAAUGGCUUUUCUGUUCCUUAUGGAAAGCAAGUAAAGUCUGGAGUCCUUUCAGGGAAAAGAGUUGAUGUCUUGUGAAGGAUGGCCUUGAUUUUAUGAGCUGACCAUAGUCAUUAUUUGCAUACCCUUUGUAUGUUUUAAUAAUUUUUUUCUGUAUUUGUCUGUCCAGACAUGGUGUUUUUUUGUUUUAAUUUAAUUUAUUUGUUAUACUCAUGACACUACAGAGAGCAGAACAAGAUGUAUACAAGUUGUAAAGCUUGGGAUAUUUUCAUAAGGAGACAAAAGAUUGUCUAAAAUGUGUACAUAAAUAUAUAUUUUCUACAAUAGAUUUUUCUUGUAAUAUGUUACUGUACAUUAUGUACAUGUUCUACAAAUUGAUUUUAAACGAAGAGAUUAGAUUCUUAUGUGCAACAACUCAACUUUUCUGUUUAUCAAAAUCCAUAAACUGAAGGAAUUUAAUUCAAUACUACAGUAUGCAAAAUGCACCAAAUAUACAUACAGUGAUGCAUGUUUUACAUUUAUGUGCUCAUUUGCACAAAGUAUUUUUUUUUCCUCUCAAGGUUUGAUUGCAGUUGGCUGUCAAUCAGCUCAGCCGUAGGUUUUGUUUGUUAGACGUCAAAGUUCUUAUAUUUUGCCUAAUCAACAAAUGAAUUAUAAUGGGGCCAACCCAUUCUGUAUUGUGACUUAAUUUAUUUAAUUUAUUUACUGCAAACGGUGAGUGUUGGCUGUGGUCAAACUCAGGGCGGCAUUUUAACUCUAGGGGACUGAUUGACCAAAGCCUUUUGCUCAUAGAAAAUCGGUCACAGAAUUAGUGCUUUGUAAGUUGAUUUGCACCAAUCAUUGGUUUAAGUAUUGAUUUUAAGCAAGUUAACUGUUUUAAUAUGGGUGAAUGGCUUAAGUAUAUCUGUCUAUUAGUCCUCUAGACCCCUCAAAAUGAGAAGGCAUUUGUCCAGUUCUAUGCAUUAAGUGUCAUAACACACUUUCUAUGUAUGAAGUGUUUAAAAUGCAUUUAGUACAGUAUUCUUUUUUAUACUUCAGAAUCAGUCAACAAGAGAUGGUUUUAUUUUACCCAACAUUUCCCCCAGUUGUUAAAUAUAUUUUGUUUGGUUUUGUCUGAAAGUAAAGUUUUGCAUAAACUAUGUUUGUGCAAAUUAUAGGUUAUUACACUUUGAUAAUUGUUUUCUUCAACAUUGUGUCUCACUUCAAUUCUAAGAGGAUGUUUUUUAUUGUAUGAUCUUAAACUAGUAUAGAGUAUAAACAUUUUAUAUGAGCAUUGUAGCUUUUUUAACGUUUUUUAAUAAAAGGUACAACUUAUGAAAACAA